Messenger RNA from Dalotia coriaria, 2123 nucleotides. RefSeq names its product MAP kinase-activated protein kinase 2-like. The record is from RefSeq and is a predicted model, not a curated record. Gene Ontology annotation, cellular component: cytoplasm; nucleus. Gene Ontology annotation, molecular function: calmodulin binding; ATP binding; mitogen-activated protein kinase binding. Gene Ontology annotation, biological process: intracellular signal transduction; protein autophosphorylation; peptidyl-serine phosphorylation. Lineage: Eukaryota; Metazoa; Arthropoda; Insecta; Coleoptera; Staphylinidae.
GAUUAGUUAUGAAUCAGUCGAUUCAUCAGCGUGCCAGCGCGUCGUUGCCUUUUUGAAUCCAUCGCAUAAUGCCCUCGACCGCGGCCUGCUGAAGAACUCGCUUCGAAUUUCAUAACGUCGCACAAUAAUCAAUAAUUAUCUCCGCGAGUGAAGUUGCGUGUUGCGUAAAACAGCCGAAACACGCUAUAAUCCACACAACUGAAAUUGGUGUGUGUGGAAAAACCAGCGAUUACGACGUGCAAACAACAAAUAUAAAAAUGUUUCCUGCGCCAGCGAAGAUACGUUUCCUGGAUGAAAUCAGCGGACAAAUCAAACAAUCGAAGACGUCGAAGAUCACCGCUGAUUAUGAUAUAUGGAAGGUUUUGGGAUAUGGAAUCAAUGGCAAAGUUGUUGUUUGUACAUCCAAAGCCACCAAGGAGAAAUAUGCAUUGAAAGUCUUGGUUGAUUCGCCAAAAGCUCGCAGGGAGGCUGAACUCCAUUGGAAAGUGAGUCACUGCAUACAUGUUGUUAAUGUGAUCGACGUUUAUGAGAAUAUUUAUGCUAACACAGAGUGCAUACUAGUUGUAAUGGAAUGUAUGGAGGGUGGAGAGUUGUUUCAAAGAAUUCAGGACAGGCAGGAUAAUAAGGAUGGUCCUUUUACUGAGAGAGAGGCAGCGCAGGUUAUGCAUGAAAUUUGCAUCGCUGUUAAGUGCCUACAUGGCAUGAACAUUGCUCACAGAGAUUUGAAGCCUGAGAAUCUACUCUACUCAAAGGAAGGCACGCAGGGCGUGCUGAAACUCACCGAUUUUGGUUUUGCCAAAGAGAAUUUGCCGAACUCCGAUCUGCGAACGCCGUGUUACACUCCGUAUUAUGUUGCUCCCGAAGUUUUGGGACCGGAGAAAUAUGACAAAAGCUGUGAUAUUUGGUCGUUAGGCGUGAUAAUGUAUAUUCUGUUGUGUGGAUUUCCACCAUUUUACAGCAACCAUGGCCUGGCGAUUUCUCCCGGAAUGAAAAAACGCAUUCGUUUAGGACAGUACACCUUUCCGGAACCGGAAUGGGCUAAGGUAACCGAUGAUGCGAAAGAUUUAAUCAAAGGAAUGCUACAAAUUGCGACUGGAUCUCGUCUGACCAUCGAUGAAGUAAUGGCAAACAAAUGGAUUGCUCAAUAUACGGCCGUGCCAGCGACACCCCUACACACACAAAGCAUGUUACGCGAAAGCGAGGAACUGUGGCCGGAAGUCCAGGAGGAAAUGACUCGUUCAUUAGCGACGAUGCGCGUCGACUACGACGCUGUACGCAUCAAGACGCUGGACAACUCCAACAAUUCACUGCUGAACAAACGACGGAAGAAACUGACCGAGUCGAUGAAUUUGUAAACAAUUACAUACUCGACAGCGUACGCGUUUUAGGUCUAUACAUUUACAUCACAGAACUUAUCAUUUAUGACGUGUAUUUAUUUAUCAGUCCGGACGCCACGAAAAGGAAGCAAUUUUAUUUGUAAAACUCGCGGUAUGACUUAAAAAAAACAAACACAAACAGAGAAUUGUAGAGAAACUGCAGAAAAUAACCAAAACAAAUGGUUAUGGUUAAUACUAGAAUAAUAGUGCCUUCAUCAUAAAACAUUGGACUGAAGCUAUAUUUUUGCAUUUUGACUAAUGAAGUAACUGAAUUUAUGAAGAGAAUUAGUUUUCGCACGGAUUGUUUUAGAUAUUUAGUCGAUUAGAAGUCAGAAGGAGUUGUUAAUGUUAAAGAAACUAUAUUGCAAUGACUAUAAUUGUAGCCAACUUAAGGAGUACUCGUUGAAUGUGUCUUAUGUUAAGAUAAACAUGUUAGCACUUAGUAGUUCAUUGAUCAACUCUCAUUUAAAUACUUAUUAAUUCAUAUUAUGCAUCAGUUCGGUGCCUAGGAGUCCUACAUAUAUAAUUGUGCAAUGUAAUAUUAACAAAAAAAGUCGAUUUGCUUUCGUGCGGCAGUAUUAUGCAAGAGGUGGAUGAAUGAUGAGCGUUCGAGUUAUUCAAAACUUUAUUCGGUUUGGUUUAUGAUGAAUAAUGCGAAAGAAACGAUUUGACGCGAGAAUAAUUCAUGUUGGCGCAAACUAAACAGUGUUAAGCGGUUAAUUACGAAAUAAAUAAUUGUUUAAUGCA